Cinara cedri is the source of this 4810-nucleotide messenger RNA. The record is from the annotation of a GenBank genome assembly. NCBI's taxonomy places the organism in Eukaryota, Metazoa, Arthropoda, Insecta, Hemiptera, Aphididae.
GUCUAAAGCAAACGCACCCUGCUUAUUAAAAUAUUUCAUUGUAUUUUAUAAUAUUCAAAGGUCAACAUGUUUAAUAACUAAGUUUCAUUUUUAUUUUUUAAUUUAUAAAAAACUGAAUUAAACUUAAUUUUUGUGAAUUUUUAAUAUAAAUUAAUGGUGAAUCUGAAUAUUAUACAACCAUUGGCUACAAUUACAAAAUCUAAAAAAAAUAUUAAAUCAAUAGGGAAUUUAUGUUAUGUAAUCUGGUCGUUCUUAAUAUUGAUUAUAUUAUCAAAAAUCACUAGAAGACUUCACGAAUUGUAAUGUUUUGUAUUUGUCAUUUUGUGUACUAAAUAUAUUAAUUAAAAAAUAAUAUUUAAUAUUUUGUGUAUCUUAACACUAUAAGUAGUUAUCAUAAUGUACGGGAUUUUCUGAAUCAUAUUAAACAUUAUUAUUAUUUAUUGAUGGUUUUUAGCUUUAAAUUAUUGUAAAAAUGGCGUUGCAAUUUAAGAAACCCAAACGGAAUUUGCGAGUUAGAGAUUCUGAUGGCAUCUAUGAUAAUGAAAACGAAGAAAAAAUGGAUGUAGAUACAGUACUUAAGCUGCCAAAAUCAAAUAAAGAAAAAGGUUUAAAAAAAAUCAACACAUUGAGUUUUGGCGAUGAAUUAAAUGAGUGUAAGAAUUAUUGGAUUAAAUAUUUAAUAAUUAUUAUUUUUAUGGAACACCUAUAUUUUUUAAGGUGAUGAUGGUGAAGAGUUCAAAGUUAAAAAAUCAUCAUACAGUAAGAAAAUUAAAAAACAAAUGAAUAAAGAAAAAAUGAGUAAAGAUAAAAUAGAAAAUGGCAAGAAAUCUAAAGUUAUAAUGAGUGAUACUACAAUACCAACUGUGCGAGAAAAACAAACAAAUUUUAAUGUAAUUCAUAACUAUUUUUAGUUAGAUAAUUUGUACAGUAAAAUUCUUUAUAUUUAGUCAGAAUCUGUGGAGAAAGAAAUAAUGCUUACAGGCCGGGCUGCUGAAAUGGCGGGCUAUGAAUCAUCUGAUGAAGACGAUUCGUAUAACUCAUCCACACAUAAAUUUUCUAAUCCUGACCAAGUUAAAAUAUUAUUAAGAAGUGAGAGAAUCUUCUUCAAAUCUUUUGUUAAAAAUAAUUAAUUUAGUUUUUAAUGUAGUUUUAUAAACUAUAAACUUAUGUAGAUUACCAGGUAUUAUACAAAACAAGUGAAAGUUAAAUGUUGACUUGUAUUUAAUUUUCUAAGUGAACAUUUUAUUUUUAGAUGGUCAAAUUCCUGACGCAGCAUUAAUACAUGCUGCUAGAAAAAGUAGACAACAGGCACGUGAUUUAGGAGAAGAUUUUAUACCAAUAUCAUCACAGUCUCAUGGGUAUCUUAUAUUAAAUAAUACAUUAUAAUAAUUAUUAGAACUAAUAUUUUAUUUAAUCAAAUUCUUUUAAAUAUUUAGUGAAUCUAAUAUUGAAAAUGAACAAAUUACUGGUAGGCGUUUAACACGAGAAGAAGAUGAAUUAGAAGAUAGUGAUGAUGAUGGUAGAAUUAUCAUGUCUGGAAUUGUUAGUCAAGCUGAGGAUCGUAAAAAAAAUCUACAUAUUACUAUGGCUGGUAUGAAAAAUGAUAUUCACAUUUUUACAAACAUUUAUUAUAUCAAUAAUUUUGAUUUUAGAUCACACUACCAGUAGUGAUUUUCAAGAUCCUGAUGAACUUGAUGAAGAUAAUGAUUGGGAAACUCAACAGAUCAGGAAAGCAGUUACAGGAUCACAAUUAGCUGCAGCCCAACAAGAAUCUGCUAGUAUAGCCUCAAUAUACAAUAAUAUGAUUAUCCAAGAAGAAACAAUGAUACCAACAUUAGUCAAUCAAAAAGCUCGAUUUCUGGAUUCCUAUGUUCCACAAGGAUUGAUGUCUUCAAUGAGUCCAGAUGAUGUCAUCAAUAAAAUCGUAGAAAUGUAUAUUACACAAUGUGUUUAGUAAUUGAUUACUGUAUUAAAAUACAAUUCCAAUAUUUCAUAUAGAUUGAGUGAGAUGAAAGAAAAACGAAUUCCAGAAAAAAAGUAUUUUGAAGAUAUGAUAAAUGAAAUACCAGAAGUCAAGAAUAAAAUUGAAAUGCUUAAAAAAAGGGUUCCUGAGUUAGCGGAAUGUUUUCAGUUUUAUCAAGAUUUGCGUGGGUACGUCACUGAUCUGGUAGAAUGUCUUGAUGAAAAGGUAGGCGUGUUUUCUAGUUUUAGUGACGUUAUGCAAUAGACAAACAACUGUUAAAGAAAUUAUUGGAACUUUUUUGCUCUAAUAAUAUUAACAUGUGUUCUUUAAUAUAAUGUUUAUACUUUAAAAAACAUUUCCAAAAUCUUUUAAACAUUUAAACAUUUGGUAGAUGUAUAAAAGAAAAUUGGAUUUCAAAAACAUUCAAUAAAAAUUUCUAGGAGUCUUUAUAAUGGUUGGUUACUGUUUUCGUAUAGCUCACAUGUGUAUCUUUGUCAGUUUAAAUUUAAGAUAAAAUUUAAUUAUUUUUGUUUUGAUAUUAUAACAAUAACUAUUCAAGCCUAUUAAAUAAAUUUGUAAAUAAUUACAUAUUGUAAUACAUUUUUUCAUUAAAUUUGAUUUAUACUAUUAUGAUAAUACACGUCUUAAAGUAUAUGAAUACAUGGAUUUCUCUAUAUUAUUGUUCCAAAAUCUAAAUCCUUAUUUCAUAAAUUGAUUUACUAGUUGGUUAUGGAAAUUGUAUUUUAAGUGUUACAACAUUAUUAUGUUAUUCCCAUGUAUAAUAAUUUAUAAAAUAAUUUAGCAAUUUAAAUAUAUUCACCUUAGCAAAAUAUUCCUAAUCAUUAUUGAUAAUUUUUAAUUAUAAUUAAUUGUAUAACAUUUUAAUAUAUUAAAUUGCUAUUAUUAGAUUCCUAUUCUUGUGGGACUAGAACAACGUGUAUGUAAAUUGUAUGAAAAAAGACGUACAGAUCUAUUAAAUAGGCGUAGACAAGAUGUUCGAGAUCAAGCAGAUGAAGCUUCAUCUAAUAGUAAUUAGAUAAUCAGUGUAUAUUUAAAAAUUGUAAUAUUAAUCUUUUUAUAGAAUUAGGAAAUUCAUCAACUUCUCAUACAAGAUCUGAAGAACAACAGAGAAGAGCUGCAGAGCGUGAAGGUCGUCGUAUAAGACGUAUGAGAAUGAGAGAACUAAAAGCUAUAAGUAAACACGCAGAUGGUAUGUCUAGCGAUGAAGAAGUCCCUGAAACCGAUGCAUCUGCAUUUAGAUCUCAACUAGGUACUAGUAAUUAUAUGAAUUGAAAUAAUUUUAAACUGGUACUUAAUAUUAAUAACUAUGUUUAAAUGGUAUUUUAUUAUACAGAGGUUAUAAAAAGUGAUUCGAAUCUAUUAAUGGACGAUGUUCUUGAACAAUUUGCAUCAGUUGAUUUAGUUUUGAAACAAAUGUUAGAAUGGAAAAGAAAACAUCCGGACACUUAUGUAGAAGCAUAUGUUAAUGUGUGUUUACCAAAUAUGAUGGGACCUUUUGUUCGAAUUGAAAUGUUAACAUGGAAUCCAUUGGAGGUAUUUUCUCAUUGUUUUAACUAAUUGUAUUUUCAGUAUUAAUUAACAAGGUAUUUGAAAGAUCUUGUAUACUACACAAAUAAUUUUUUAGAGCGAUUUAAUGUUUGAAAAUAUGCUGUGGUACAAAAGUAUGCAAGAAUAUACAAUGAUGAGUGUAAAUAAUGUAGAACAAUUGUCAAAAGAUGUUGAUUUAGAACUAAUACCUAAAAUAAUAGAAAAAGUUGUACUUAAUAAAAUUGAUCGUAUGUACAGAGCUAAAAUCUUCAUAAAUUAUAAAUAUUAAAGAUAUGUAUUUGUUUAUUUCCAGAAAUGAUUACAAGUCAGUGGGAUCCACUAUCAUCAAAGCAAACAAAACAUAUUUCUUGCAUAAUUAAGCACAUCCUGGAUAACUAUCCUACUAUAGAUCCAGACAGUAAAUUUUUAAUGUUACUGUUAACCAAUUUAGUGACUAGAAUUCGAGAUGCUGUCGAUUAUGAUGUAUUUAUUCCUAUUUCAUCUAGACAGUGAGUUUAUGUUAAACAUUUUUCAAGUGAAAAUACUAUUAUGUGAUGAAUUUUACUUUCAGAAUUAUGAAUACUGGUCGUAUGAAUGUGUUUUUCCAGCGACAAUUCAACAUAGCUGUAAAACUUUUGAGUAAUAUACUUUAUUGGCAUCAAAUCAUUGAAGAUGCAGUGUUAAUUGAUUUAGCUGUAAAUCAAAUACUUAAUAGAUACUUAUUAACAUCUAUUAGAACUCUUCAGCCAUUAGAAGCCAUUUUAAAAAUUACAAUGGUAUAUUUAGUGACUGUGAUACAUUAUAAAAUAUUAAAUUUAAUAUUAUUAAAUUCAUAUUAAUAAUAAUAAAAAAAUAUUUAAUAUUUUUUAGAUCGCUCGAACACUACCUAGUUCAUGGUUGUCUUAUGGAAGUAAUACACCUAAAGAAUUAACUUCAUUUUUAAAUCAGUCAAAAUUAGUUGCAAUGGAAAUAGACAAAUCACAACCUCAAGCAAAGUAUGUUUGAAUUUUAUGAUAUUACUAUUUAUAAACAAUUAUCUACAUUGAUUGUUUUUCCCUCUGAAUAGUUUUAAAAUUGAAUUUGUUUUUUCUAUUAGGCAUGCUUUGGACAAACUAAAUGAAGUGCUCAAACUAUGAUUUUCCUUCUAAUUCAGUAAAUUGUCUAUAUUUUAAUAUACUGUGCAUAUCUAAAAAUAUGGUUAUUACAUUGUAUUUACAAAACUGUAAAUUAUUACAUUUUAAUUUAAUAUUGUACAUUGGAACUUGUUUUUAUACCAUCAAUAAAAAAUAUUUUUCUUUG